AUGGACACCUAUUUCAACAGCAUUCAUGUGAGGUACUAUGUUAUUCUCUUAACUGUGUAUACCGCAGAAAGUAAUUAUUUGAAAGAUCUCAGAAUGCCAGGAGGUUUAGCUUCUCAAUACUAUAAGAACAACUUCUAUAAUACAUAUAAGCCUGAUUCAUCAAACCUAGUUAAUGAAUUUGAGCCACUGGAUGAGUUCUAUCCAGUUUACCAUAGUGUGUGUGGUCCCGAUGCGCUAAACUGUGUUGGUCAAAAUAACAGAUAUUAUGUAUAUGUGUCUGUGGUAGUAACCCAUCGUGUUGGGUGGACUUUAGGUCUGAAUAAGGAUGAUGAGGAAUACUGUGUUUGUCAGAGAAGAUCCACCUGUGUUAUGUUCCAGAAUCCUCAGCUAACUGAUGUUUUCAGCAAUUGUUCCAUUGCACAUCUAAACCAUAUAUUCAAUACCCACAGUAAUCUGACAUGUCUUUUCUAUGACUUUCAUACUUACUAUAACAGAUCAGCAACCUACAGUGUUUGUGGAAACGCCGUAAUAAAUGAAGGGGAGCAAUGCGACUGUGGUUCAAACAAGGCUUGUUAUGUCAAUCCCUGCUGCGAGAAUAAUUGUACAUAUUCACGUGAUAGCAUUUGUGAUAAGGAAUUAUGUUGUACAAACUGCACCUAUAGUCCUCCUGGGACGCUUUGCAGAAGC
This is a messenger RNA of Cricetulus griseus (Chinese hamster), 687 nucleotides long. The record is from RefSeq and is a predicted model, not a curated record. Lineage: Eukaryota; Metazoa; Chordata; Mammalia; Rodentia; Cricetidae.